Molecule: messenger RNA, 1206 nt
Organism: Poecilia latipinna (sailfin molly)
Lineage: Eukaryota; Metazoa; Chordata; Actinopteri; Cyprinodontiformes; Poeciliidae
Product: kelch repeat and BTB domain-containing protein 11-like
Exons: 2
Molecular function (GO): protein binding
Source: RefSeq, a predicted model, not a curated record
AUGGACCAGAUGGCAGCGGACGAGGGGAAGCAUCCGGGUCCAGACCGCAGCGACAACCCGCCGCAGAUCACCGUGGAAAACUGCUACGAGCUGCUGGAAGAGGCGAAGCGCGGCGGCUCGGAGCGCGACAAGCAGCGGCUGCUGGGCUUCAUGAGCGACCACUACCUGAAGGUGCUGCGGAGCCCCGCCGUGUUCGGCCGGCUCACCGCCGCGGAGAGGGAGCUCAUCCUGGCCCGCAGGAUGGAGGGGCGGAAGGUGCUGGCGGUGGCCGAGACCUGCGAGGUGCUGGACAGCAGCCGCCCGCAGAGCCCGCAGCGGGAGGACCCCGCCCCGCGCCGGGUGUUCUGCCUCCACCCGGACUCCCAGCGCUGGGAGCUGCUGACGGUCCUGCCGGAGGAAGUCCCGGCUAAAGGCUCCGGGAUGUGCACCCUCUACAACUACCUGUUCGUGGCGGGCGGGAUGGGGACGCAGGACGGCCGCUCCACGGCGUCGGACCGGGUGUUCUGCUUCAACCCGCGGACCGGCCACUGGAGCCGGGUCCGCCCGCUGACGCAGCCGCGCUGCCAGCUGCGGCUGGUCUCCAUGGACGGACACCUGUACGCCAUCGGGGGGGAGUGUCUGUUCACCGUGGAGCGCUACGACCCGCGCGCGGACAGGUGGGCUCACGUGGCUCCGCUGCCCAAAGGCUCCUUUGCGGUCGCGCAUGAGGCUGUUUCGUGCGGCGGCGCGCUGUUCGUGUCCGGCGGCUCGCUCUUCUACCGUCUGCUGCGAUACGACAGCCGCCGCGACGAGUGGGAGGAGUGUCCGUUCAACGAGAGCCGGCGGCGCUCCGCCGACAUGGUGGCGCACCGCAGCCUCAUCUACCGCUUCGACGUGGAGCGGGAGCGCGCGGCCGUGAGCGUGUACAGGUACAACACGCUGGUGAAGGUGUGGCUCGGCGGCGCGCGCUUCCCGCUGGACAACCCGCAGCCGUUCCGCUGUGCGGUGCUGGGAGACCGCAUCUACUGCGUGAGCCGCGGCCACGCGCUGCAGUUCGAGGUGCGUGAGGAGCGCGAGGGCUUCCUGUCGGAGGUGCUUCCGGGUCCUGCGGAGGCCCGCGGGUCCCUGGUACCGUUCGUCCUCAGUCUGGACAAGUGACCCGAACCGGGUCACGUCCUGCGGCUGUGGCUGCCUGAGCUCAGGCAGGUUUCAUCUCUGGAGAUGUGA